UGUGAUGGCGGGAUUCACGGAGCUCUCCGCGGGUGUUGCAGUCACAGAAACCACAGCUGAGAUCCAACAUGUCUGAGAGACACGGAGACUCUCUGCGCUUCUUCAUCAACGGGAAAAAGGUAACAGAGAACCAUGCCGACCCGGAGAUUAUGCUUUUAUCCUUCCUCAGAGAGAAACUGAGGUUGACUGGAACCAAGUAUGGCUGCGGAGGCGGAGGCUGCGGUGCGUGCACCGUCAUGGUGUCUCGCUAUCAACCGGCCACCAAAACCAUCAUACAUUACUCAGCGAACGCCUGCCUCCUGCCGCUGUGUCAGCUCCAUGGAGCCGCAGUCACCACGGUGGAGGGCAUCGGCAGCACCAAGACCAGGAUCCACCCUGUACAGGAGCGAAUAGCGAAGGCUCAUGGCUCCCAGUGUGGCUUCUGCACUCCGGGGAUGGUGAUGUCCAUGUACGCUCUGCUGAGGAACACACCUCAGCCCUCCAUGGACGACAUCACUCAGGCUCUGGCUGGCAAUUUGUGUCGGUGCACUGGAUAUCGCCCCAUUGUUGAUGGCUGCCGGACCUUCUGUCAGGAAACCAACUGCUGUCAAGCCAAUGGAGCCGGAAACUGUUGCCUCAACGCAGAGAAAGAUACUGAUGAGCCAGAGCAGGAAAAGCCACAGCUGUUUGAUAAGGAAGCGUUUGUGCCGCUGGACCCGACACAGGAGCUGAUUUUCCCUCCUGAGCUGAUCCUGAUGGCGGAGGCGUCGAACCCACAGACACUCACCUUUCACGGGGAGAGGAUGACCUGCGUGUUCCCUGCCUCUCUGGAGGAGCUGGUGCAGCUGAAGAGGAGCAGCCCCAAAGCUCCGCUGCUCAUGGGAAACACCAACUUAGGUCCAGAUAUAAAGUUCAAGGGUGUCGUGCAUCCGCUGAUAAUAUCCCCGACCAGAGUGACGGAGCUGUUCGAGGUCACUCAGACGCCACAGGGUGUUUGGUUGGGAGCAGGUUGCAGUCUGUCCGAGGUCCGCUCUCUUCUAGAGAAGCUGCUUCCUCAGUUUCCAGAGGAGAAGACCGAACUCUUCACAGCCAUGAUCCAGCAGCUGGGGAACCUGGGAAGCCAACAGAUCCGUAACGUCGCUACUCUCGGAGGCAACAUCAUGAGCGCGUACCCUAAUUCAGACCUGAACCCAGUUUUGGCUGCGGGGAACUGCAAACUGAGCGUCAUUUCCAGCGGAGGAAGACGGGAGGUUUCUCUGCAUCAGGACUUCUUUGUUAGCUUUGGGAAAACCGCUCUGAAACCUGAAGACAUCGUUCUCUCUGUUUUCAUUCCCUUUUCCAGAAAGGGGGAGUUUGUUCGAGCUUUUCGUCAGGCUCCCAGGAAGGAGAGCUCCUUUGCCACUGUGACAACAGGGAUGAGGGUGUUUUUCUCUGAGGGAUCUCGAGUGGUACAGGACGUCAGUAUUUAUUUUGGAGGAAUGGGAUCGACCACAGUGAGUGCUGCCAAAACCUGCGCAGCUCUCAUCAAGAGGCCAUGGGACGAUGACGUCCUCAGCCAGGCCUAUGACGUCCUCCUGGAUGAGUUGGUUCUCCCUCCCUCGACUCCAGGAGGGAAAGUUGAGUUUCGGCGGUCACUGACUCUCAGCUUCCUCUUCAAGUUUAACCUGGAGAUCCUCCAGAAGCUCAGAGAAAUGAAUGUGAUCACAGAUCAGCUUCCUGAGAAGAUGCAACCUUUACCCAGAGAGAUCCAACCCAGCCGGCAGGAGUUUCAGCAUGUGCCAAAGGACCAGAACAACCAGGAUCCAGUGGGCCGUCCCAUAGUGCAUCGCUCUGCCAUCAGCCAGGCCACCGGUGAAGCCGUGUACUGCGACGACAUUCCCAGAACAGAUGGGGAACUCUUCCUGGCUCUGGUCACUAGCUCUCGAGCACACGCUAAAAUCAUGGGGAUCGAUGUGAGCGAGGCUCUGCGGCAUCCUGGUGUCAUCGAUGUCAUCACAGCCAAAGAUAUUCCUGGGAAGAAAGUCCGUACGUUUUUGGGAUAUCAUGAGGAGCUCCUCGCUGAGACUGAGGUGUCGUGCAUCGGUCAGAUGUUGUGUGCAGUUGUCGCUGAUACGAGGGUGCACGCCAGACGAGGUGCAGCAGCCGUGAAGAUCAGCUACGAAGAUCUGCCGGAUCCCGUGUUCACCACAGAGGAAGCCAUUGAAAAAUCCUCUUUCUUUGAGCCACAGAGGAUGAUCAAGAUUGGAAAUGUAACAGAGGCCUUUAAAAGUGUUGAUAAUGUUUAUGAAGGCGAGGUUCGACUGGGCGGCCAGGAGCAUUUCUACAUGGAGACUCAGAGCAUGCUGGUGGUUCCUGUUGGCGAGGAGACGGAGAUCAACGCUUACGUCUCCACACAGUGGCCGACUUUAACUCAGGAUGCGAUAGCUGAGACACUGGGCAUCCCAUCAAACCGAGUCACCUGUCACGUCAAAAGGAUAGGCGGAGCAUUCGGAGGGAAGGUCACUAAAACCGCCAUCUUGGCUUGUAUCACCUCUGUGGCUGCAUGGAAGACCAAUCGCGCAGUCCGGUGUGUUUUGGAGCGAGGUGAGGACAUGCUGAUCUCGGGAGCUCGUCAUCCUGUCCUGGGAAAGUACAAGGUUGGUUUCAUGAAUGAUGGAAGGAUCAUGGCGGCAGACAUCCAGUACUACGCCAAUGCUGGGAACACUGUCGAUGAAUCUGUUCUGGUAAUUGAGAAGAUUCUGCUUCACAUGGAUAAUGCAUACAACAUCCCCAACCUGCGAGGCCGCGGCGCCGCCUGCAGGACCAACCUGCCCUCCAACACUGCCUUCAGGGGCUUCGGCGUGCCCCAGAGCGUCAUGGUUGUGGAGAACAUGGUCAACGACGUGGCUGCGUUGCUGGGACGCCCUGCUGACCAGAUUCGGGAGACCAACAUGUACAAGGGGGUGUCAGUCACCCACUACAAGUUUGAGUUCAGCCCAGAGAAUAUGCUGCGCUGCUGGGAGGAAUGUAAGGCCAAGUCUGACUACAGCGCCCGCCGCCGAGCUGUCGACCAGUUUAACCAACAGAGCCGCUGGAAGAAGAGGGGCAUGUCCAUCAUCCCCAUUAAAUUUGGCAUCGCGUUUGGGGAGAGCUUCUUAAAUCAGGCAGCUGCUCUGGUCCACAUCUAUAAAGACGGCUCUGUUCUGGUAACUCAUGGUGGGACGGAGAUGGGUCAGGGAAUCCACACUAAAAUGCAGCAGGUUGCCAGCCGGGAGCUUCACAUCCCGCCCUCUAAGAUUCACAUUAGUGAAACCAGCACCAACACUGUUCCCAACACCUGCCCCUCUGGUGCUUCCUUUGGCACAGACGCCAAUGGCAUGGCGGUCAAGGAUGCCUGCCAGACUCUGUACCGGCGACUGGAGCCAGUCAGGCAGAAGAACCCCAAAGGAUCAUGGGAGAGUUGGGUCCAGGCAGCAUUUUUCGAGAGAAUCAGUUUGUCAGCCACUGGAUUCUACAGAGGUCUGGACCUUUACAUGGACUGGGACAAGAUGGAGGGUCAGCCUUACGCUUACUUCACGUUCGGGGCGUGUUGCUGCGAGGUGGAGCUGGACUGCCUCACUGGAGACUUCAGGACUUUGAGGACGGACAUUGUGGUCGACAUCGGCAGGAGUGUGAACCCUUCUGUGGACAUCGGACAGAUUGAAGGAGCGUUCAUGCAGGGUUUGGGUCUCUACACUCUGGAGGAGUUGAAGUUUUCUCCCUCCGGGCUCCUGUACACUCGCGGCCCUUCCCAGUAUAAGAUCCCUGCAGUGUGCGACGUGCCGCUUCGCUUCAACGUCUAUCUGCUGUCAGACUCCCAGAAUCCCCAUGCCAUCUACUCCUCAAAGGGUAUCGGAGAACCCGUCCUCUUCCUGGGCAGCUCAGUAUUCUUCGCCAUCAAGGACGCCGUCGCCGCCGCCCGCUCAGAGUCCGGUCUCAGUGGCCCAUUUUCCCUGGACAGCCCAGCGACAGCAGAGAGGGCCUGUCUAGCCUGUGCCUCCCCGUUCACUCAGAAGAUUGCAGCCGACAAACCAGGAUCUUUCAAACCGUGGGCCUUAAACAUCUAAAACUGGAACUGAGAUAUUUCUUUUGUGAUCAAAGUACAUGAACUAAAUGUAACCUAUAAAAAUUAUCUGAUAUAGUUUCAUUUUUAAUACCAAAUAAGGGAUUUUAAAAUUUUCUACCAAUUAACUUGUAGUAGAUUUUAAAGUACAAAUCAAUGUUUUUGCUCAUGCAUCAGAAUAAA
Molecule: messenger RNA, 4243 nt
Organism: Paralichthys olivaceus (Japanese flounder)
Lineage: Eukaryota; Metazoa; Chordata; Actinopteri; Pleuronectiformes; Paralichthyidae
Source: RefSeq, a predicted model, not a curated record